AUGGACUGGCGAUGGAUCCGGAAAUGCUGCGCCUAUGAAUUCGACCAAGGCAAUAUUGGCGGUGUCCUCACAUUCCCUGCCUUCCGCUCGACCUUUGGGAACGACGAGCUCUCAGAUGAAGCUGUAGACGAGAGAGAGGGCGUUGUGGCAGGCAUGCUUUCGGCCGGCGGCGCUGGAGGUGCCCACAUUGCGGCCCCUCUUGCUGACUUCCUCGGCCGCAAGUACGCCAUCGCCAUCAUGAGCGCUGUCUUCAUGCUCGGCGCUGCCCUGCAAGAAGUCCCUCUCCUGGACGCCAUGUAUGCUGGCCGAUCCCUGGCCGGAUUGCCUAUCGGUGCCACGUCCAUGCUGUCACUUCAGUUCCUGGCAGAGAACUCGCCUAAGUCCAUCCGUGGCGCACUGACGACCUCAUACAGCCUCAUGAUCAUCAUGGCGCUCGCUCUGGCCUUUUGGAUCAACUACGUCCCCAUCGGGACGCCGCGUGCUCUGAUUGCCCGAGGAAAGGACGAAGAAGGACUCAAGAACCUCUGCAAGCUCCGUCAGCUGCCAGCUGAGCACCCCUACGUCCAGCACGGAUACAACGAAAUCGUGGCACAGACCGAGAGCGAGCAGAGCAGCGCCAGGAGCUUCAACUACAUUGCCGUGUUCAAGUCGCUGGCAUGCAGCGCGACCAACCGAUGUCGCUUCCUCCUCUCGAUGCUGUUGUUCCUCUUGCAGAAGCUGACUGGUAUCGACGCCUUCAACUACUUUGCGCCUCAAACCUUCACCAUGAUUGGUGUUCCAGCCGACAUCGUCGGCAUCAUCUUACCUGACAGCAUGAAUGAAGCCUGUGUCCAUGGCAUGGAUGCCGCCACAGCCAGCACCAGCCUCCAACUACCGCAGGCCUACAAAGGCGCCAGCAGCAGAGUCACGCGCUCGUCGCUGGCCUGUCUGCCAUGCCGCUCCCGCCACCUGAAGUGUGACAGCCGCCGGCCCCGCUGCGGCCGUUGCGUCGAGGCCGAGAAAGAUUGUGACUACGCCCAGUCUCGCCGAGGCGGACUCGACCGGGCUGCCCUGGCCGAGAGGCGGAAGCGACUUGCGACCGCGCAGGCUCAGAAUGCCGGCCUGCCACUCGGCUCUGCCCCAGACCGAGACACCGGGAUCAGGAUCAACAUCCCACAGACUAUUUGCAUUACUAAUGAUCCAUGGGCCGGCCCUGGGCUUGGGUUCGGGAGACCCGAUACAAGCUCCCCGACACCUGCAUCAUCCGACCUGGACGGCAAUGCCAUCGAGUCAGAUGCGCUGAUACAUCUCUACUAUAGCAACUUUCACAGCCUUCAUCCCUUCGUUCCCCCACGCAAACAUCUCAUCAGACUGUGCCAGGAUGAGAGCAGGUGGCCCAGCUGGAAGCCCCUCGUCGCUACGCUCCGUCUGGUCGGCCACCUCUACGGCUCGCAUGAGUGGUCCUCCGCGCUGGAGGCCAACGUUCUCGACUGCCUCUCCCACUCUUCACAGCCAGAUCCAAUCCUGGUGCAAGCCCGUCUGCUGUUCUCAAUGGUUCUCUUCUGGCACGGAUUCAUGUCUGGGGCCAAGCGCGAGAUGGACAUGGCCGCCCAAGGUGCUCUUGAGAUCGGCCUCUUUCGACGCGAGUUUGCAGCCAACCACGGGGACAGGGAUCCGGUGCUGCAGGAAAGCUGGAGGAGGACGUGGUGGAUGUUGUAUGUCGCAGAUGCAUAUUACGCGGGCACGCUAGGCACUACAGACCUCGCUGUCAGCGACGUGGAAGCCACCGUCGAGCUGCCGUGUGAGGAGUCCGAGUACGAGUCAGGGGACAUCCCCCUGUCUAAGACCAUGGACGACUUUGAAUGCCGUGAAUUUGAGCCAGAAACCACGUGCUUCUCGUCCUUCGCCUAUCUCAUCGGUGCCACCCAAUGCGCAUCUCUAGCAUUAUUGCAGACACUGGGCGAUGCAACAGGAGGCUCUUCAACUCAAGUCCACCAAGCUGCGGAUGCGGUCAUGGACGGAUGGCUCCUCCUGCUGCCAGAGCACAAGAGGCAACUCAUGAACAAGGCUGGUGAGGUCGAUGAGCUCAUGUUCCAGGCUCACCUGAUGAUCCACGUAACCACCGUCGGGAUACAUCGGCCACUCUCAGAUCUUAAGUUCAAUGACAUCGAAGACGUAUCCAGCUGUGCCCGGGAACCUGCCCGUGCGAAGGCAAGAGCUGACCUGAUCAACGUCCACACCGUCCGGGUGCUCAGGGCCGUGGAGGCGCAAAUCCACCUUCUCACGCUCCCCUCUCGGCCAUUCCACCACACGCCCUUCACCACAUGCAUGGUCAGCGAGGGGACUCUGGCGCUCCUCUCCGCCUGCAACUACCUACUUAAGGGGAAGGAAUUGGCAGUAGCCAGGGAUCAGAUCCGCGUGACCAUCGGGUGCCUCCGGUCUCUCGGAGAGGUUUGGCCUCGGACAGCGAGAAAUGUCACGGAAAUUCAGACGAUCGCGCGGCAUGUUCUAGGGAUGGAGCGAGAUUUUGUGGGCAGCCAUACCACAGAAGGUGACCAAGUUCCCAGUUUAUCUGGCGGCGGCGGACAGCCAAGUGUCAAGUCCUCCGGGACAGAACUGUCGAGCAACGGCCAGUCCUCUGAGCCUUUCGUCCCCGAUGCGGCAUCUCAGUGGUUCAGCCUGGACGACCUGCAGCCAGACUUUGCCUGGUGGCCCGACGGUUACGAGGACGACAGCACGCAGAGUUGA
Emericellopsis cladophorae is the source of this 2727-nucleotide messenger RNA. Its product is annotated as C6 zinc finger domain-containing protein. NCBI's taxonomy places the organism in Eukaryota, Fungi, Ascomycota, Sordariomycetes, Hypocreales, Bionectriaceae. The transcript is spliced from 8 exons. Gene Ontology annotation, biological process: DNA-templated transcription; transmembrane transport; regulation of DNA-templated transcription. Bases 1 to 2727 code for a protein of 908 amino acids. The record is from RefSeq and is a predicted model, not a curated record. Gene Ontology annotation, molecular function: DNA binding; DNA-binding transcription factor activity, RNA polymerase II-specific; transmembrane transporter activity. Gene Ontology annotation, cellular component: membrane.